AUGCUCCUGGCCCUCCUCCCUCUUUUGGGUGCAAAUGGUCAAACAUUUCACACAGGAAAAUGUCCUAAACCGCCAGUUCAGCGUAACUUUGACUUAAGCAAGUAUCUUGGCAGGUGGUAUGAGAUUGAAAAGCUCCCUGCAAUUUUUGAAAAAGGAAAGUGCAACCAGGCCCCUUACACACUGGAGAGCAAUAAACAAGUUCAGGUUUUGAACCAAGAAAUUCUGCCUGAUGGCAAGCCCAGUGAAAUUGUGGGAAUGGCUGAGCUGAAGAAUGCAGCUAACACAGCCAUACUGGAAAUGACAAGGGAGCGGCUCAGCCCAUACUGGGUGUUGUCCACUGACUGUGACAGCUACUCGCUGGUCUAUUCCUGCGCCGAUGUCUUGGGCGUCUUCCACGUUGACUUUGCUUGGAUUCUCAGCAGGUCUCGCACUCUCCCAGCAGAGACCAUACACCGUCUGAAGCUCCUUCUGUCUUCCAAUGGCAUAGACACAGCUAGGACGACCAUGACUGAUCAGACCGACUGUCCCACGGAUAUGUAA
Lepisosteus oculatus (spotted gar) is the source of this 540-nucleotide messenger RNA. NCBI's taxonomy places the organism in Eukaryota, Metazoa, Chordata, Actinopteri, Semionotiformes, Lepisosteidae. The record is from RefSeq and is a predicted model, not a curated record.